AUGAUCUCUUUGAAGCAGACCAAACCUAUCCUGCCACCUCCAGGGAUUGACUCGUCCCAGGUCCGCAUAGCAAGCAACGCCUAUCUCUAUGCUGUAACGGCCUUUGUGUCGCUCGGCGCGUUUCUGUUCGGGUAUGACCAAGGGGUGAUGGGGGUGAUCGUGGCAGACAAGCGAUGGAUCGAUCUGAUGCAUCCGAAGAACUCCUGGGUGACGGGAACUGUUGUCUCACUCUACGAUGUCGGAUGUUUCAUUGGAGCCAUGUCGCUCGGCUAUCUCGCGGACCCGAUCGGUCGUGAACGAACGUUGGCUGUGGCGUGUCUCGUGUUCAUCGUCGGAGCGAUACUUCAAACCGUUUCGUAUUCAAUUGCACAGAUUGUGAACCAUCGGGCGAGUCAUCCUGGGCUACGGAGUCGGCGCCUGUGCCGGGGGGUUCCUCUGUACGUGGCCGAACUUUCGCCUCCUGCGAUCCGGGGACGAAUUGUCGCCAUCGAGCAGAUGAUUCUCUGUCUCGGAGAACUUGUCGCGUUCUGGAUCAACUACGGAUGUAACUUCCUGGAGAUUGACGGCUGGUGGCGCAUUCCCCUUGCCAUCCAAAUUCUUCCUGCCGUGGUUCUGGGACUGGGCUGUUGGUUUUGGCUGCCUCCAAGCCCUCGAUGGUUGGCCAGCCAAGACCGGCAUGAUUGUGCGCGCGAAGUUCUUACUCGACUUCAUGGCUCAGAGGCGGCAGAGCGGGAAAUGCAGGAAAUCCAAAGAUCCAUCGAUUUUGAGCACGCCGUCAGCGAGGUCGCAUGGGGGGAUAUGUUUGCGAUGCCGGUGCUGCGCGUGACUCUGCUGGGAAUGGGCGUCCAGUUCUUUCAACAGAUCACUGGCACCAACUCUAUUCUCUACUACACGCCAUCACUCUUUGAGCGUGGUGGAAUCAAAGAUCCUCGCACAGCCAACCUUGCGACCGGUGGUGUCGGCAUUGUCCUCUUCGUCUUCUCAUGGGUUCCUAUCUUUUUCUUCGACCGACUAGGGCGAAAAGUGUGGCUACAGAUCGGAACGAUUGGGAUGAUGGGGGCAAUGAUCGGGAUCACUGUACUGCAGUGGCACGCAGAGCACAGUCCGGGUGAUCCUGCGAAUUAUACCAUUAUAAUCUUCCCAUAUCUGUUUUAUGUCUUCUUCAAUAUCAGUUGGGGGGUUGGGUCGUGGACAUAUGCAGCCGAAAUCUUCCCUGUCUCCAUGCGUGCCAAAGGCAAUGCGCUGACCACUGCCUCUCUCUGGACAGCAUGCUAUAUCGUGGCCCAGGCGAGUCCACCAAUCGCGGAUGCCAUUGGCUGGGGAUUGUAUAUCAUUUACACUGCGAUUUGUGUGGCGGCUUUCUUCUUCGUCCGAUACGCGCUGGUUGAAACCCGAGGACGUACACUGGAGGAAAUGUCCCGUCUAUUCGGUAUCGAGAGUCAUCUGGCAGAACGGAAUGGUGUCAAACCAAUGCCAGUGCACAAGACCUCAAUCGAGGAGCACAUCGAGUGUUUGGGGUCGUCAAGCCGAGCCUGA
This is a messenger RNA of Penicillium macrosclerotiorum, 1536 nucleotides long. Its product is annotated as sugar porter family MFS transporter. The record is from RefSeq and is a predicted model, not a curated record. Lineage: Eukaryota; Fungi; Ascomycota; Eurotiomycetes; Eurotiales; Aspergillaceae. Gene Ontology annotation, cellular component: membrane. Gene Ontology annotation, molecular function: carbohydrate:proton symporter activity. The transcript has 5 exons. Bases 1 to 1536 code for a protein of 511 amino acids. Gene Ontology annotation, biological process: transmembrane transport; carbohydrate transport.